Messenger RNA from Stegostoma tigrinum, 11659 nucleotides. RefSeq lists its product as uncharacterized. The transcript is spliced from 71 exons. The record is from RefSeq and is a predicted model, not a curated record. Gene Ontology annotation, molecular function: calcium ion binding. The coding region runs from base 358 to 10995 and encodes 3545 amino acids. Gene Ontology annotation, biological process: cell-matrix adhesion. Lineage: Eukaryota; Metazoa; Chordata; Chondrichthyes; Orectolobiformes; Stegostomatidae.
GCGACAUCACCAUCACCUUCAACGUCAGCUGAAAUUAUAUCGACUGAACCAGUCAUAACUGUAACCACAUCUGAAACCACGUCAUCCUCGACAGCUAAAUCAUCACAACCCUCAACAUCAGAAGAAGCUACAUCAACGAAAUCAUCUACACCUGUAACCACAUAUGAAACCACGUCGUCCUCAACAGCGACAUCAUCAUCACCUUCAACAUCAGCUGAAAGUAUAUCUACUGAACCAUCGACAACUGUAACCACAUCUGAAACCACGUCAUCAUCGACAGCUACAUCAUCACCACCUUCAACAUCAGAAGAAAGUACAUCACCAGAACCAUCUACAACUGUAACCACAUAUGAAACCAUGUCAUCCUCAACAGCUAGUGUCAGUUGCACCCUCAGCUGUACAAAUGGAAAAUGUUUCAUAGAUCCAUCCUCCAGUCAACCGACAUGUCAGUGUCAUACAGGAUACAUCUCAGCUGAAUCAGAAUCGAUAUGCAGAGAUGUCAAUGAAUGUAAUUUGCCAUCAAACAAUUGCAACCAAACUUGUCAAAAUACUCUUGGUGGGUACAAAUGUUCAUGUCAGUCUGGUUACCUGUUGGAUCAAGGAGACAAAGCCAGUUGCCAUGAUAUCAAUGAAUGUGAUUCAGAGUUCAACAACUGUAAUCAAACUUGUCAGAACACUCCUGGCAGUUACAAAUGUUCAUGUCAUUCUGGUUAUGUUUUGGAUCAAAGAGACAAAGCAAGUUGCCAUGAUGUCGAUGAGUGCUUAUCAAGUCCAUGCAACAGGAAAGGUUCCUGCAUCAACACACAGGGUUCCUUUUAUUGCAACUGUGUUGCUGGCUGGACUGGAAAAUUCUGUUCUGAAGAUGUAAAUGAAUGUCUCUUGAAUCCCUGUAUGAAUGGAACAUGUUUGAAUACACGAGGAAGUUACCGAUGCCAAUGUUUCAGCGGCUUUACAGGACGACACUGUGAAACGAAUAUUAAUGAAUGCUCCAGCCAACCAUGCAGGAAUGGAGCCAUGUGCAUAGAUUCCAUUCAUGCCUUUGUCUGUAGCUGUGCACCUGGAUAUACUGGUCGACUCUGCCAAAACAUAAUUAAUAACUGCGCGAGCAAUCCGUGCGAACAUGAUGGGUUCUGCCAGAAUCGGAUAAAUGACUUCAGGUGCAUAUGUCGUGACAACUGGGAAGGAAAAGACUGCAGUACAGAUGUGGAUGAAUGUGCCCGUGAUCAGCAUGAUUGUGACCACAAUGCUGGAGUGUGUAAUAAUACACUGGGAUCCUAUACAUGUUCAUGUAAAAAGGGGUAUGAAGGCGAUGGUUUCACUUGCAAAGAAAAACGGCUCUUUGACUUUGGAUCAAACGUUGGGGAUACAAAACUUUAUGGAACAACACGUGAUUUUAACUCUCCAAUCAUCAGCAUCCCAUCUGGUUUUCCUUUUGAUGACGCGUUUUACUACAGGUUAUAUUUUUCAGAUAAUGGACUGAUUAUAUUUCAACGAAACAUUGAGUAUCUGCAGUAUACAUACGCAAGUCCAUUCUGGGCAUUCAGCAGCUACUUUUAUGGAACACCGCCAAUGAUUGCUGUUUUCUGGGAUGAUGCGGAUUUGACAAGAGGAACAGGAUCCAUUUACUACCAAGUGUUUGAUUUCCAAGUCAGGACUGAUUCUUACAGUGAGAGUUUCCAGAAUGACAUUAAAAUACAAGUGAAUUCUUACUAUGGGUCAGAACUUGGGAGUGUAACCUUUGUGCCGAAGUGGGCACUCAAGAUCACCUGGGAAGAUGUCCUUCCGUAUUCUGGGUACAUAUACUCGGAUCCUGAAGGUACCAAUACUUACCAGGCAGUCCUGACAACUGAUGGCAUCUUUUCCUUCUGUUUAAUUCAAUUCAAAGAUGGUGGAAUGAACUGGAAAUACUACUUAAGACCUUUCUACAGAAACUAUGCCCUCAUGGGGUAUUACAGUGGAUCUACGAGUUCCAGCCGUGAUUCAAAUAAUUUUCCAGCCUUUAACGACCCCCACACCCGAUUCUUUGUGUCACCUAAUAAAAUCUACCAUCCAGAUCAAUACCCAGGCUUUAAAACAGGCAAAAAGGGACUGUGGGCUUACCGCUUGGAAAGAAAUGACCAAAACACAAAAAACCCAAGACAGAAGUGCAUUGAUUGGUAUAUACGUGAGCCUGUACCGUACUGGAGUUUCUACACUUCCCCUUGUCCCUGCUCAUUUUGGCAGGCAAUAUUUGAUCGUGCCUUUACAUGGGGAGGUGAAAUAUAUUACUAUGGAUUCGAUAUUAAAGAAACUCAAGCGUUCUAUAUCACAAUGCAAAGCAGGUUCCCUAAUUGGCUAGGCUCUGGAGUGAGAUGUUAUUAUGCGGGAAACGGUGGUCUGAUCUACGGAGAGAAAGAAAGGUUUCUCCCAACACCAUGGACUUACUACAACUGGUUGAUUUGGUGGUGGAGAGGAUACCUAUUUUAUAGACAGCAGUGGAACUAUUUUUGGAAUACUCUGUUACCAAACCUGCAAGAACAAUACAGAGAAAUGGAAGUGGACCCUUACCAUGACUGCUGCAGAGACUCUGGUGAUCCCUUUUUCUGCAAUCUUUACCGAUCAAGGAGACCCUUCGAUUUCUGCUUUGGAUACAUUCCUCCAAGGAUAGGUUUCUUCUUUGGAGAUCCUCACAUUGUGAACUUGGAUAGUGUAAAAUACACCUUCAAUGGCCUGGGAGAAUUCAUCCUAUUAAGUGCGAAAGAUGAAAAUGACACAUCAUUGUUCAGACUUCAAGGACGAACCCUCAGAGCUGGAGAAAAUAGAACAUCACAGGCAACUAGCUUUGUAGCAUUGGCAGCACAAAGAAGGAAUGGAACAAAGGUUCAGUGGAACAUCAAUAAUGACGAUGAAAUAAUUCUCACGGUUGAUGGAAAUAUUGUAACUGUUGCAGAAAAUUCUACCUUUAUAAAUGAAGUGACCGUACAAAAAACAACUGACAAUGAAAUUGUGGCUGCCUUUGAAGGUGGAACCUCCAUUACUGUUUCAGGAACAAAGGGGGCUUUAGCUUUCACGACUUCACUAGAUAAUUCUUUAAAAAAUAAAACGGAAGGUCUCUUGGGUGUCUGGAAUGACGAUAAAACAGAUGAUUUUAAAGCUGCUAAUGGAACAUACCUCAACUUUGAUGGAACAAAUUUGCCCACAGACGCUCAAAUAUUUUUUGAUUUUGGCUUGACAUGGAAAACAAUGGUAAACAACAGCAUAUUCACAUACAACACGACUGCUGGAGAGUCUUGGUACACAUAUAACAACAACAGUUUUGUACCUUUGUUUUAUGAUGAGCUUUUGCAAACUACAGAAAAAGAGAAAAUUGACAAAGCUAAUGAAACUUGUAAAGGAGACGAUGACUGCAUUUUUGACGUUUUAAGUACAGAUGAUUUAUCGUUUGGAGCUGUUACAUUACAAAGUGUGACAACAUUUGCAGCACAGAACAGCACAAUGAAUAAUUUCCCACCUAACAUCACUGGAGAUUCAACCAUUCAAACUCGUCUUGAUGAGCCAGUGUUUGUUCUUUUUACUGCAACUGAUAGCAAUGAUGAUGAGGUGACGUUUUCAGUGGUGACUGAUUCUCCAGAUAUCACAAUUACAGAAAAUGGAAACUUUUCUUGGAAUCCAACAAGCUCUGCUCCAGUGUUUGCCAUAAUACAAGCAAAUGAUUCUAAAGCUGUUUCUGUGUUAGGAUUGACACUUGUGUUGUGCAACUGCAGUAUCAAUUCAACUUGUGAUUAUUCCAGAUCAAUUUUGACCUUAGAAAAAAACAAUACUGUUUUUAAGAUCCCAGCAUGUAAUUGUACCGCUGCCUACACGGGUGAUUACUGCACUGAGGAUUUUGAUGCCUGUCAAGAUAAUCAAUGUUUCCUGAAUGACACUUGCAAAGACCAACCUGCACCAUUGGAGGGUUACACCUGUGAUCCCUGUCCAGAUAGUUUAAAAGGAGAUGGGAUUAAAUGCUAUGACGUAGAUGAGUGCCAGGAAAAUAUGCACACUUGUGAACAGAUCUGCACAAAUGUUUUUGGAGGAUUCAACUGUAGCUGCAACCAGGGUUACACAACAAAUACAUCAAACAGUUCCCUGUGUACUGACAUUGACGAAUGCAGCAAUAACUCUACAUGUCCCCAAAAUGCAGACUGUCACAAUGGAAUGGGCAAUUACUCAUGUGUAUGCAAGACUGGCUACGAAGGAGAUCCAUUCAGGUUCUGCAUUGAUGUGGAUGAAUGUCUUGAUAGUAAUCCAUGUGCAAGCAGUAAUUCCAUCUGUACAAACACUGAAGGCUCUUUUAACUGCACAUGUCUCGAAGGAUAUGAAGGAACCAACUGCACAGAUAUUGAUGAAUGUGCAGAAAAUCAGAACAAUUGUCCCUUGAAUUCUGUGUGCAGCAAUACAGCUGGCUCAUUCACAUGUCAAUGUAAAGACGGCUAUGAAAGUCCUAACUGCACUGAUAUUGAUGAAUGCACCAGAUUUCUAUUUGACUGUCCAAGUAAUGCUGGCUGUGAAAACAUACCGGGUUCAUUCACCUGUUCCUGUCUGCCUGGAUUCAAAGGAAAUGCGACAUUCUGCGAAGAUAUUGAUGAGUGUGCAGAGGAAAUAGCAUCGUGUCCUUUCAAUGAGACCUGUGAAAACACUAUUGGAAAUUAUACUUGUGUUUGCCCCGCUGGAUCUGAAAGAGUGAAUGGUUCUUGUCAAGAUAUCGAUGAAUGCCAAAACCCAGCACAAUGUUCGGACAGUGGGCAACGCUGUGUAAAUACUGAAUAUUCUUUUAAAUGUGAAUGCAAGAGUGGAUUUAUGAACAUUAAUGGAACAUGUGGAGAUAUAAAUGAAUGCCUUAUUGCAGAAGAAAACAACUGCUCUAAAACACUGGGGAUCUGCGCUAACUUGGAGGGUUCAUAUGCCUGUCAGUGCAAGGCAGGUUCUACUGGAGAUGGUAUUACUUGCGAUGAUACAGAUGAGUGUGCUGACAGCAAUAUCUGUUCGAUGAAAAACAAUACAAUGUGUGUCAACACUGUGGGAUCUUAUAACUGUACUUGUCAAAGCGGAUAUGAUGGCCACAACUGCACAGAUGUGGAUGAAUGUCUUAAUGAAGACAUAUGUUCAUGGAAAAGCAACAGCAUCUGUGUCAAUACUGAGGGCUCGUUCAUCUGUUCAUGUCAAAUGGGAUAUGAUGGAUUCAAUUGCACUGAUGUGGAUGAAUGUCUUGACCCUAAUGUGUGUUCCUGGAAAAACAAUACCAUGUGUGUCAAUACUAUUGGAUCAUACAACUGUCCAUGUCGAGCAGGAUAUGAAGGUCCUAACUGCACAGAUAGUACCUUGGCUACGCCGACAACUAAACCAUCUACCUCAGGACCAGCAGUUACAACAUCAACAAGAAGUGGUACAAGUACAAAACCAACUUUGAUGACUGCAACAACCUCAACUGUAAUUGCAUCCACCACAAUGACCACAGAAAAAACCAUGGGAACAAGUCCCAAUGAAACGGCAGUUCCUGCAGUUACAAACUCUACAACAGGUGUUCCUACAACCACAAUGAGCCCAACAACAACCACCACCGCAACUAAAACACCCAAAACUACUUCAACCGCAGAAAGAAGUACCAACAGAAUUGCAGUUACAAACUCCACAGUGAGCUCCCCUACAACCACAGAGAGCCCAACAACAACAACCUUAACCACCACAACUAAAACACCUGAAACCACUUCAACCACAGAAAGAAGUACCGCUGAAACGGCAGUUCCUGCAGUUACAAACUCCACAGUGAGCUCCACCACAACUAAAACACCUGAAACCACUUCAACCACAGAAAGAAGUACCGCUGAAACGGCAGUUCCUGCAGUUACAAACUCCACAGUGAGCUCCACCACAACUAAAACACCCGAAACCACUUCAACCACAGAAAGAAGUACAGCUGAAACGGCAGUUCCUGCAGUUACAAACUCCACAGUGAGCUCCACCACAACUAAAACACCUGAAACCACUUCAACCACAGAAAGAAGUACCGCUGAAACGGCAGUUCCUGCAGUUACAAACUCCACAGUGAGCUCCACCACAACUAAAACACCCGAAACCACUUCAACCACAGAAAGAAGUACAGCUGAAACGGCAGUUCCUGCAGUUACAAACUCCACAGUGAGCUCCACCACAACUAAAACACCUGAAACCACUUCAACCACAGAAAGAAGUACAGCUGAAACGGCAGUUCCUGCAGUUACAAACUCCACAGUGAGCUCCACCACAACUAAAACACCUGAAACCACUUCAACCACAGAAAGAAGUACAGCUGAAACGGCAGUUCCUGCAGUUACAAACUCCACAGUGAGCUCCACCACAACUAAAACACCUGAAACCACUUCAACCACAGAAAGAAGUACAGCUGAAACGGCAGUUCCUGCAGUUACAAACUCCACAACAGGUGUUCCUACAACCACAAUGAGCCCAACAACUACCUUAACUACCACAACUAAAACACCCAAAACCAUAUCAUCCACACUUUCCACAACUCCAACAGCCACAUCAAGUCCCUCAAAAACAUCAAGCACUACAACUACCACAACGCUGACAAGCACCAUCUCUACCACUACAACUGUAAAAUCAACACUGCAAACCACUCAAGCCAAUAUUACAUCAGCCAUUCUUUUUGAAUAUGGGCAGGAUGCUGGUGAUCAGUCGCUACCAAAAUCAGCAUCUGAUGUCAUCUCUCCCAUUUUCAAGCCAGAGAUUGACUUCACUUUUGGAAAUGCUCGUUACCCUUUAAUUUAUUUCACAGACAAUGGUUUGAUCGUUCUUCCAGCAUCAGAGACAGAGAUUUUCACUUACACCAAUCCAUUUAACAAAUUUACUGCAAGUUCUGUCCCACCAAUGAUUGCCGUGUUCUGGAGUGAUGCAGACAUCUCAGGCAGCAUUGGAAAUGUUUUCUAUCAGGAAUACAAAACAUAUGGUUCCGAACUUUUUAACUUGACACAGAAUGUAGAAAGAAUGAUAUCUGACCAAUUCAAAUCUAAAUAUAAAGCCAAAUGGACCUUAAAGAUAACCUGGGAUAAAGUACCUGCAGCUACGUUACUUGAAACAAAAUCCAAGACAAACACCUACCAAGCAAUUAUAACUACAGAUGGCAGCAUUUCAUUUGUUUUAAUGUUGUAUGAGUCUGGUGGAAUGAACUGGGAUAUAUCAACACUUACAUCUAAAGACCUCCUUAUUGGCUUCAGCAGCGGCGAUGGAUUCUUUGUGAACGAUGAGCAAACAAAACUUCCUACAGUUGCUGAAAGAUUUCGACCUGAUAAAUAUAGUGGAAAAAAUACAGAUUUGAAAGGCCUACGACUGUACAGUCUGAUUCAGGGCACACCACAAGUUAAUUACAAAGCAAACUGUUUGAGCUGGUUUAGUACAGAGCCACAUCCAUCUCAGUGGAACCAAGGUUUACUUUCCUGUCCAUGCAGCUUUCCUCAAGGACAAGCAGACAUUCGAUUCCGAAACUCCAAUCUAGGUGCUACAACCAAAGUUCUUCGUAGCGCCAGCCCAAAUGCAAAUGGUGCUGGUCAAAGAUGUAUUUACAGUAGGAGGAAUGCAUUUCUUGAAGGUUGGCAGGAACGUUACUGGACAUCUACACCUUCAGACUCAAAUCAGAACAAAAAAUUUGACCUAGAUCCAUACAACUGGUGCUGUGUAAAGGUUGACAACCCAUUGUUCUGUGACUAUUAUAGAAUCAGAAGGCCAAGUAUUGCCUGUUUAAACUACAGGCCACCAACCCGAGCCAUGAUGCUUGGUGAUCCCCAUUUCACAACUCUUGAUGGACUUUCCUACACUUUUAAUGGUCUUGGAGAUUUUGUGCUGCUUAAUGUUGAAUCCAAUGAUGACACCAUUUUUAAGCUCCAUGGUCGUACAGUCCAAACGGGCACAGCUCAAGCUACAAACUUCAUGGCUUUUGCAGUUCAGCACAUACAAGACAAAAUUAUCACAGUUCAGAUGAUUUUGAAAGGAAAUGAUUCAAUUGAAGUGCUAGUAAAUAAUGACAUGGUGCAGUUCGUGCCUGAUACUGCAGAUAACCAAGAAAUAUUUCGAAAUGGUACCUUUUUUCUGGAGAAAAAUGGAAAUGCAUCAGUAACGGCCUCAUUUGGCAGUGGAAUCUCAUUAACAGUGACAGCACAAUUUGAGAUGUUACUUGCAAUCACCAAUUUGCCAGAAAAGUUUAUGAACAUGACAAGAGGCCUUCUUGGUGUAUGGAAUGACAAUCCAAAUGAUGAUUUUACAAUGCCAAAUGGAUCUGUUAUUCCAAAAACUAGCAAAGAAUCUACAAUCUUCAAUUAUGGAAUGACUUGGGAAGUGCCCUGGGAGAAUUCCAUUUUCACAAUUGGAAGAAGUGUUCCAAACAAUUCAUUUACACCUCGCUUUCUGGAAGAUCUCCAGCAACAGAAUGAGACCUUGUACAAUUUGUUGGCCACUGAGUGUAAAAAUAACUCUCAGUGCAUCUUUGAUGCAAUAAGUACAGGAAAGAAAGAGAUCGGAUUGGCAACAGCAAAAGAAAACAUGGAAUUUACAGAAGUCAAUGCAAUGCUGAAUUCAUAUCCACCAAUGAUUACAGGACCAGAAGUUAUUUAUGCACAACUGUUUCAGCAAAAUAUUUCUUACUAUCAAGCAACAGACCAAGAGGGAAAUAAUGCUGUAUUCAUGCCUUACAUAUCCCAGGAAUUGAAUGUAACAGAAAAUGGAACUUUGAUCUGGCAUCCAAAGACCACAAGUGGAAUAUCAUUUGAAAUUGAAGCAGUUGGGUCCAAUAAUCUGUCCUCAGUUCUUAGGCCCCAGUUGGUAUUAUGCAGCUGCAGUGCGAAUGGAGAAUGCAUGAACAAUGAAAUUACUCAAAUCAAUGGCUCCUCUGUUUAUAAAGCUGCUUGUAACUGUACAGCUGGAUUUACUGGUACCAACUGUCAAGAUAAAAUCGAGACAUGUCAGAUGGUCAGCUGUUUCCCAGGAGUAGACUGUUCCUCUUCUGGUUGUGGCUCCUGUCCCAGAGGAUUGGCAGGAAAUGGCAUACUUUGCAUUGAUAUAGAUGAGUGUAACAGCAGUAACUCCUGUUCUCCAAAUGCAACGUGCACGAAUAUUGUGCAGAGUUAUGACUGCACCUGCAACUCCGGAUUUUCAGGCAAUGGGACAUCCUGUAGUGUCAUUAAUCCGUGUGACAGUUCACCAUGUUCACCCAACGCUGACUGCACUAACACAGCAGGGAAUUUCAGCUGCACAUGUAAACAAGGAUUCACAGGCAACGGGACAUCCUGUAGUGUCAUUAAUCCAUGUGACAGUUCACAGUGUUCACCCAACGCUGACUGCACUAACACAGCAGGGAAUUUCAGCUGCACAUGUAAAGAAGGAUUCACAGGCAAUGGGACAUCUUGUAGUGUCAUUAAUCCAUGUGACAGUUCACCCUGUUCACCCAAUGCUGACUGCAAUGACACAGCAGGAAAUUUCAGCUGCACAUGUAAAGAAGGAUUCACAGGCAAUGGGACAUCCUGUAGUGUCAUUAAUCCAUGUGACAGUUCACCGUGUUCACCCAACGCUGACUGCACUAACACAGCAGGGAAUUUCAGCUGCACAUGUAAAGAAGGAUUCACAGGCAAUGGGACAUCCUGUAGUGUCAUUAAUCCAUGUGACAGUUCACCGUGUUCACCCAACGCUAACUGCACUAACAGAGCAGGGAAUUUCAGCUGCACAUGUAAAGAAGGAUUUACAGGCGAUGGGACAUUCUGUAGUGUCAUUAAUCCGUGUGACAGUUCACCGUGUUCACCCAACGCUGACUGCACCAACACAGCAGGGAAUUUCAGCUGCACAUGUCAAGAAGGAUUUACAGGAAAUGGUACAAUCUGCCUUGCAGUGCCAUGUUUCAAUUUCACUUGUCCUUCUUCAUUCUGCAACAACGGAGGAACCUGUGUACCAAACCUUGCUGAUGGCUGCAAACCAUUGUGCCAAUGUCCAAGUCAGUACAAAGGAGAGCGGUGCACAAGCCCAGAACAGCAGUUCAUUGCACAACCUCUGCCAACUCUUCCAAAGAGAUCCGUUAAUAUUACAUUGAGGCUACCGAAUGUUAAUGUGACUGUCUUAAAAAACAGAAGCAGCACAGACUACAGGACUCUGAGUACUGUCACUGCAAGUAGGCUCCUGGAUUUUCUCGGAAAAGUGCGGUAUUUUGCUGAGAACUUGGAACCUGUUUUCUGGUCACAGGGCAACACAGUAACCACUGCUGUUGUGUCAUCAUUCAAUUACAAUGGAAACAGGACUGUAAUUGAUUUCCUAAAUAACGAGCUAAGUGUUGCAAUUUUGGAAGCUUUUAAUGGCAAACAACGGUUUAUUCGUGCUCUACAUCCUGAUAAUGUCACUUUUGGGAAUUUAAAUGCGGCAGACAUUCGAGAUAUAACUAAAUUAUCAAUUGAACAGCUACUGCCACAUUUCAGCUGCAACAACACUGAAUUUGCCGGUUAUGAGGUUCUGUGGGAUGAUCAAAAUGGAGUGAUUUGCCAGUCCCCCUGUGAAAUGAAUUACUGCCUCAAUCAGGGAGAGUGCAAACAUCUGAUAACUGGACCAGUGUGCAAAUGUGUUCCACGCACUGUAUAUUCAAGUUACGGUGAUCGCUGUGAACAUCUAUCAAUGAAUCUCAGAGCAUUUUUUGGCAUUCUAUUUGGUGCCUUAGCUUUCCUGUUCUUACUGAUGUUAGCCAUAUUUUUUAUCAUCUGGAAGUGCAAAAAGCCUGGACGGGAACAACUCAUAAAUGACACAACCAGCUUUGGAGAUACAACAUUCUCAUUCAAAAGUAAUCCAUUCUCUUCCAAGUUGAAAACUACCCACAUCCUACCUUCUUUGGGUGAUAAGGAUUUGCAACCUGUGGCCUGGGCUCCAAACUUUGAUGCUGUCAAUUCAACUGCAAAGGUAAAAAUUGCAAGACCAUCAGUCAAGAAAAAUGGCACUGACACAAAAAUACCAUAAAACCAUCAACACGGCACUGAGGAACUUAACAAAGAUUAUGGAAAAUGAAACACUUCCAUAAAAGAGUUAUUGCACAAUGAAUGCACUAUAAGGACAUGGGUUUAUUAGAAAUGCAUACUUGAGUAUGUUUUCAGGUACCUUUACUACAAAUCAACAUUGUCUCCCAAAAGAAACUGUCAGUAAAUUCUAUAAAAGCUCAUAUGAAUUAAAGGGCGUAUUUUAUUCCUGGUGUCUGAAUAAACUCUAUUGUUUACAGUUAAUUCUCUUUCAUUAUUUUUUAAGAGUUAUCAGUACGUGCCUGCUGUUGAGAAUAUUAUCUAAUAAUAUAUAAUUCCUCACUUUCACUUCAAAAUUGAAAUUUUUCAAAUCAUGAUUGCAAUAAUCUUUAAAAUAUCCCAUUUGUAUCAUGUCAGAGCAUUAUUUUUAUGAUGUUUAUAUUCCUUUUUUGAUAAGAAAAUUGUUUAUCAAAUUGCACAUGUUACUAUAUUAGAAUGUGAUUUUUGUGGCAAAAUACUGUCUAAAUAUAGAAGGCCCCUGGUGAAGGGUAAUAGAAUUUACUUCUGUUGAAUAGAGCUAGAAGAGUCAUGUGUGUAUUAUAAUCCAAAACAAAUUAUUUAAAUAAUCUAUACAAAAAUAUAUGUAAUAAUUUCAGAGAUUUAAAUAA